GCCCUACCCAGCUCUCUUAUUAAGUGCAAUUGAAACUAUGAAUGUUAUCUGUGAAAAUAUCUAACCAUUAAGUCGUUCCUCAGGUCCCUACUCAUUCCUAAGGAACCCUUCACAUCGCCGUCCAGAUCCAACGCCCUACUCUCUUACCAAAUCCCCUAUAACAUACCAAACGUCGAUUAUGGUCCCUCUUACCAUAUCUUCCAACCGGCGCCCGCGAACCCCUACGGCAUCCCUUCUAGCCACGAGACAAUCCACAAAAUGCUCAGUCGCGGAUGGUUCGUCGCCGUCCCCGACUUCGAAGGUCCUUACACGGGGCCUUCGGCCCAACCGUCCAAGCCGGCCACGCCACGCUCGACGGCACCCGUGCCGUGCCCUCUCUCCUUAUUCCGCAAUUCCGAGUUCUUGCUCUUGCCCGCCGGCGCGGACAAGUUCAGAUACGCCUUGUGGGGGUAUAGCGGCGGCUCGCUCGCUCGCCUCCGCGAAGGCCGUCGAGUUGCAGGGCCAGUACGCGCCCGAGCUAUUGAGGGCCUUCGCGGGCUCCGCGGUGAGCGACAUAGGGUCUAUGUUCACGCCGAUUGCGGACAUGGACGAGCACAUGGCGCACUUCAAGCGGUGUGGAGGUUCUAUUCUGUACGAGCGCAACACGGUGAGCAAUCAUAUUUCUGAGAUUUCCGAACGGCCAAGACAGAGCGCUAGAGUGGACGGGCGGCGCCUUUAGCGGCUCGUAGAGGACUGCGAACCAGGGAGUUAAGAUUCGUAAUGUCGUGGUUGACGUCUCGGCGCCACCAACCGUCUAAAGCCCUACAGGGCUUUGAGGACGGAGGAAAUGAAAGGACUGAUUGCCUGGGACAUAGGUAUUAUAAUAUCUAAAGUUUUAUGGUGUCAACAAAAGGCUAGAAUCCUAGAUGUUCGCAAUCGUAUAGUUCCAAUCUAAGGCAACUGUAAAGUAUACCUCUUAUACUUUAGUCUUUGCGCCUCACGUGGUGUUUCGCAACGGCGAUGUCCCUUUCCCUCUUUCUGUAUUAGCCAUGCUAUACCUUUACUGUAGAAAUGUUGAUCUGUAGGUGGUUCACACCGCGGAAGAGGUAUCAAGUUAGCACCGGUUGGCACCGUAUAAAGACCCCAUCACCGAUGCAUAUAUGAGUAGCGUCGCGUACGGGCUACGGCAUAGGCGGUGUAAUUGGUUUGGCACUAUUCGCCGACUCGUUUUACUUUCUUGUUCUUUUCGAUCCAGGUUUCCUCGUCAGAGAGAAUACCGAGGGAGUCACG
Molecule: messenger RNA, 1269 nt
Organism: Daldinia caldariorum
Lineage: Eukaryota; Fungi; Ascomycota; Sordariomycetes; Xylariales; Hypoxylaceae
Exons: 1
Coding region: 259-666 (135 amino acids)
Source: RefSeq, a predicted model, not a curated record